Messenger RNA from Strongylus vulgaris, 747 nucleotides. The record is from the annotation of a GenBank genome assembly. Lineage: Eukaryota; Metazoa; Nematoda; Chromadorea; Rhabditida; Strongylidae.
UUGCAAGCUGAGGUUCAACAACUGAAAUCUGGAGGAGUUAAGAAUGUAUCUGUUCAAAAAAGUGGAGCUGAAAGUGCUCAAGCUGGUGGAGCUGAAGUCGCUCAAGCGGGUGGAGCUAACGCUGUAGCUGAAGCUGCUAAAAAUAGUCUUGAAAAAGCACACGGAAUUGAGGCCCCUGAAGCUGUGGUGCUCCAUCAAGGUCAAAAGUUCAUAAACUUUGAUCCUCUUUUCAAAGGCAUGCAAUCGAAAGGAAAUGAAUUUGUUUUCUGCAGGUUGCAAGCUGAGGUUCAACAACUGAAAUCUGGAGGAGUUAAGAAUGUAUCUGUUCAAAAAAGUGGAGCUGAAAGUGCUCAAGCGGGUGGAGCUGAAGUCGCUCAAGCGGGUGGAGGUAACCCUGUAGCUGAAGCUGCUAAAAGUCUUGAAAAAGCACACGGAAUUGAGGAAGAGAAGAAUAAUGGCGCAGUCGAGGAUAAGAAUGUUCAACAAAUUCCUGUCCCUAACAACAUUGCAGCUGAGAAGACUAGUGAGGACGAGAAGAAGGAUGCCCCUGAGAAGACUAGUGAGGAUGAGAAGAAGGAUGCCCCUCAAGUAGUUGCACCACCUCAACAUCCCGGAGAUCGUGUAAAAUUGGCUUUUCCAGCAGAUGGCGAUGAUGAUGCUGACAAACCUGUUGUUAAGGGAGGAGAUUAUGAUGAUAAAAUGGAUGUUGACAAAGGAAAUGGUGAUAAUGUUCAACCUGCCGCAUAA